Fusarium fujikuroi IMI 58289 is the source of this 1515-nucleotide messenger RNA. RefSeq names its product related to sugar transport protein STP1. The record is from RefSeq and is a predicted model, not a curated record. The transcript has 11 exons. Gene Ontology annotation, biological process: carbohydrate transport; transmembrane transport. Bases 1 to 1515 code for a protein of 504 amino acids. Gene Ontology annotation, cellular component: membrane. Lineage: Eukaryota; Fungi; Ascomycota; Sordariomycetes; Hypocreales; Nectriaceae. Gene Ontology annotation, molecular function: carbohydrate:proton symporter activity.
AUGACAGCCCACGAGGUGACAGCACUGUCGGGCAUGCAGCACUCCAAGAAGCGACAAUGGAGACCCUACUUGCUCGUUGUCAUGUUGAGCAUUAGUCUUGGAGCCAUGUCGUUUGGGUAUGCUUCAGGUGUUAUUGGAGCAACCGUCGCGCAACCCUCUUUUGUCGAGUAUUUCGAACUUGGUACCAGAUCAAACGCAACUAGUCUUAUCUCAGCCAUGAAUUCGCUCUUCUUUGCUGGCGCAGCCAUCUUCAUCUUGACAGUUCCCUUCUUUGCGGAUAAAUGGGGACGAAAAGCAGCCGUGGCAGUGUCGGCUACUGUCAUCAUCAUAGCAGGAGCUGUGCUGGCCGGAUCUGUGCACGUCGCCCAAUUCAUUGUCUUCCGAUUUGUAUCGGGCGCUGGGACCUAUAUGAUGAUCUCGUCGGUGACGCUGUGGAUGACAGAGAUAGCGCCUCCCUCGAUCCGUGGCGUUCUCGUCGGUCUCGUCGGAGCCAGCUUGCUCUUCGGAUACUCAUCAUCGGUUUGGGUUGGCUACGGCUUCUAUUUCUUCAAAAGCUCAAAUGCCUGGAGAGUUCCAUUUGUGUUCCAGGGUCUUCCAUCACUCUUAUUGCUUGCGCUUCUCUACUGGCUGCCGGAAUCUCCCCGCUGGCUUAUGCUUCAAGGCCGCCAUGAACAGGCCAGGGAUACUCUGCUAAAGCUCCACACUCCAGAAGAAGUAGAAGUCGAAUUCCUUCAGAUUCGCGAGCAGGUCGAAAUCGACAAGACUCUCCCAAGCUCAUACUGGGCCAUGUUUGCCAAUAAAAACAACAGGAAACGAACCCUCAUCGGCAUGGGAACCUUUGCCAGUAUCCAAACAUCUGGAAUUCUAGUAAUUAACAACUAUGGUCCUAUGAUCUACGGCGCGCUCGGCUUUGGAGUCGAAACACAGCUCAUCUAUGCGGCUGCUUGGCUCACCUUGGGAUGGGGCGGUGGUUGCCUGGCACUUUUUGUCGUCGACAAGAUCCCAAGGCCGAAAUUUAUCGGCUAUGGUCUCCUCGCUUGCCAAGCAUGUCUGAUAAUUGAGGCUGCAUUGGUGGCCAACUUUGCAGGCUCAGACAACAAGACAGCCCUCCGAGCUUGUGUCGCGAUGCUCUUUUUGUUUGUCUUCAUCUAUGAGUUUGCGUUGGACAGUGCCCAGUUUGUUUACCUGGGAGAACUGUUCCCUACUCAUAUACGAGCAAAGGGUGUCUCGCUGGGCUGUGGAACACUUGCACUGAUGAACGUCAUAUGGCUAUCUGUAGCACCCACUGCUUUCAAUUCGAUUGGCUGGAAGUUUUAUCUGUGCUUCAUUAUUCCAGGAUGGUUCUGUGCCGCUAUGAUUCUAUACUAUUUCCCUGACACCCUGGGCUUACCGCUCGAAGAAAUCAAUGCUAUUUUUGAAGACGAGGAUAGAGAAAGCAUUGUUGGCAUCGAGGAGGGAAAUGGAAAGGGGUCAUUCUCGGCCAGCAGCCCUAAGGAAGUGGGUAGCAGUGAGUAA